Molecule: messenger RNA, 5212 nt
Organism: Xyrauchen texanus (razorback sucker)
Lineage: Eukaryota; Metazoa; Chordata; Actinopteri; Cypriniformes; Catostomidae
Product: adhesion G-protein coupled receptor D2
Exons: 25
Coding region: 106-3414 (1102 amino acids)
Biological process (GO): adenylate cyclase-activating G protein-coupled receptor signaling pathway; cell surface receptor signaling pathway
Cellular component (GO): membrane
Molecular function (GO): G protein-coupled receptor activity
Source: RefSeq, a predicted model, not a curated record
GAGUCUGUGAAACAUUUGCUUAACUGUACUCAGUACUAUACAUUACUACGACGAACUAACGAGUUACAACUAAGUAUUUCCCUUAUAUCAGCGAAAGUUGAAAGGAUGAAUUUUUUGGAAAUUAUUUGCUCAAAUGUUAUUGUCCUCAUUCAUCACUGUAUUGAUAAAGUGGAGGGCAGAUCCCUAUUUACACAUGACGAGACUUACUACGAGUAUGUGCCAGAUCAGCAACAAUGGCAUGCUGCUCACAAACUCUGCCAUCAGCGUUCAGGGACCCUAGCUGUGGCAUCCAGUGCUGAAGAGAUCCAAAACCUCACAAGUUUUCUAUGGUCUCUCAACAUCACUCAGCCUGUAUGGAUUGAAAGAGCAGACAUUUCCAAGAUAAGCAGCCCUCCAGACAUGUACAUGCUGGAGUUUCCGGUGCGUCCUCACCAAAAAUCAGCACGCCUACGCCACAAGUUCCCUAACAUGGAGGCGCUGACUGUUUGCAGUUACCUCCAGUUUGAACCUACUUGCCAUGGACUUUCCACUGUUUUCUCAUAUUCCAUAAAGAAGUUAAUUAAUGAGUUCCAACUCCAAGCACAAAUUGUGGAGAACAAACCCAUCCAGCUUGCACUGCUGGUGCAUGGUUCGAAAACUACCUACGUAUCAGCCUUUGCCAACGAUGCUGUCUGGCACUUUUUAUGUGUGAGCUGGGUCGGGAAUACUGGCAAAUGGACCAUCUGGGCGGAUGGAACAAAUGUGGGUUCUGGGAGUUCCCUCAACUCUUCAAGCCAUAUUGAGGGCAAUGGCUUAUUCAUCAUUGGACAAGAGCAAGACUCGUUUGGAGGCUACAAAAAUGAUAAGGCCCUCUGUGGGAACAUUACACAGCUGUACAUGUGGGAUCGUUUCUUGGCCGACAGUGAAUUUCGAAGCAUGGAAAAAAUUUGUUCACCCGUUCCUUCUGGCUUGUUCUUCAAAUUGAAUGAGUCUGUACUGGAAAUAGAGACCUCUCUACAGACACGUUGGGGGAAAUCGCCAUGUCAAGGUAUCAAAAGUCAAUCACCAGACCAACUUAUCAUCCCUUGGUUGGGUCCAAGAUUGCCUCAAAAUGUUUCUGCUGAAGAUGACUUAAUUUCUAACAAUGAGGCCUGUGUUACCUUUCACACUGCAAGUGGAAAAUUGAAUUAUGACUUUUGUACGAUACGUAAGGGAAGUGUUUGCCUGUUCCACAAAGAGAACUCAUUUGGUUUUCCCGGGACCCUGUUCUUCACACAAGUCAGAAAUGAGUUAAAUUCCAAACCUGACACUGUGAAUAAAAAUGUUACUUUAUUCCCAGCAAAUGAACUUAAUCGCAGUAGUGCUCUCUUGAGUACCAUUUUGAAAGUUAUGGACAGCAAUGUCAACAUAAUCACACAUUCUGAUCUUAUGUACCUCAUUGAAACCAUCAAGAAGGCAUCAGCCACUCAACACAAUAAAAUAGCUGUUCCUUCUGAGGUCUUCAUGUCCAUUAUCAGCAAUUGCUUGGAAUUAGCUUACAGACUCAUUGACCCUGAUAUGGCCCAACAGUGGAAGGAUUUGAAAGCACAUGGGAAUUACCACGGACCAUUGACAGUUGUAGAGAGCAUUGACAAGCUGCUGUGGACACUGGCGGAUUCACUCUGGCCCGAACGCAAAAGCUACACAAUAUCAACGAAGUACAUUGGUGUUCAUCUGGAGCCACGGAAGUUGUCACAGAUGAGCUGCAGUUGUAUGUACAAGCCCUCAGUCCACGGCAGCCAGUUCAACAGCCAUGAUGAGAUCCUCAUCCCAGAGACAGAAGUGCAAAGAGUCUUCUCUCUAGGCAACGAGGAAGUGAUGAUUAUUUAUACCUACUACAGCCAUCUAUUAGAGAUGUUGUCCAGACUGGAGGUGAACACCCCUGCUGACCAAAAGACAGAUAGCAAGAGUCGUCACACUGGUCAUCUAGCCACUGCAGUUAUAUCAGCUACAGUGCGAGAUGUUUCCAGGGCAGAGAAUAUUCCUGUCUCUGUCCAGUACACCCUGUCCACUGGGAUUAUGAAUGAGGACUCCAAACGAGUCACACCUGUUUGUGUGUUUUGGAAUGUUAGUUUCAUGGCUGGUCACAAUAGUGAUUGGUCAAAUAAAGGAUGCAGAGUGUUGCCUUCUGCUCCUGAUGUCACUUCCUGCCUCUGCAACCACACCACAAACUUUGCUGUCCUCAUGAAUUAUUUGGAGCCCGGGUGGAGCACCGAACAGGAGAACAUUUUGACGAAGCUGACAUUUAUCGGAUCUGGAGCCUCUCUCUGUGCGCUGGUGGUGACCUUGAUGCUGUUUACCGUGUUGGACAUCCCGAAAUCAGACCGGACAUCAGUUCACAAGAAUCUUUUUGUAUCUUUGACCUUCGCCCAAAUUGCCCUUCUUUGCAGCGGUUCUGCCAUUCAUAAUAAGGUGGCCUGCAUGCUUGUGGCAGCACUGAUGCAUUUGUUCUUCAUGGCAGCGUUCAGCUGGAUGCUGGUCGAGGGCCUGCUGCUCUGGAGCAAAGUAGUGAGCGUUAAUUUGAGCGAGGACCGCCACAUGAAAUACUACUACUUGAUUGGCUGGGGUCUGCCUGUGCUCAUAGUCACCAUCACGCUGGCCUCUGCUUCAGGGAAAUAUUCUGCAGACGGCCACUGUUGGCUCAGCGUUCAGAACGGCGUAAUAUGGGGCUUUGCCGGCCCGGUCAUCUUCAUCAUUAUGGUGAAUAUCAUGAUUCUGACCCGUGUGGUGGUCAUCACUAUCACCACAGCCAAGAGAAGAUCUUUGAUGAUGACCCUGAACAGCAGUGCAGAAGAGCAUGUCUCUGAGCAGAUAAGGGUGGCAGUGAAAGCUGUGCUGGUUUUGUUACCGAUUCUGGGCCUGACCUGGCUGUGUGGAGUUCUGGUGCCUUUCUCCGUGGUUAUAGCUUACAUCUUCUGCUUUCUCAACUCAUUGCAGGGUCUCUUCAUCUUCCUGAUAUAUGGCCUGUACAACACUGAGGUUCGAAACACAGUCAACAGAAUCAAAGAAAGAAGAAAAGCCUUAAAUUUCUCAAACUGCGCCAGCUCCAGACCGUCCAGUUCAGUCGGCAGUUCUCGGCCGGGCAGCUCUCCUGUGCCAGGGGCUCUGGAUGGACACAUAGUUAACACCAGCCAAUCCAGCAGCUCGUCAACCCACAGCGACAGCGGCACUCAGAGUUGCAGCAAAACGAGGCAUCUGUCGCUCCUCUGUGUGCAUGACAGCCUUAAUGAAGACUCCCGAUGUCCUGACACAUGUGUCCACCUAUCUGAACAGGUGCAUUUAACGAAACCUAAAGGCUGCGUGCCAAAUGAAUGCAAUCUGAACGUGCCCACAGAAGUUGAGCUGAUAUCUCGCCAUUCACCUCCACAGCAAAAUGGUGACAUGUAUCUUCAUUGAAACUUCUCGUGUUCUUCUCGUCUCGUGUUUGCCAAAGUGAAGUUAGUUUGUCUGUUAUUGACCUCAGUGUAAACAAUUUCUUAUAUGUUUCAAUAUAUUGUUUGUGUACAUUUGUAAUUUAUCUCUGAGACCAGAUUCCAUCACAUGUAGAAUGUUUUGAAAAACUACUCUUAUACUGUUUUUUGAAUGUCUGACGUUAAAUGCUCCUUUUUUUUUAAGUUUAAGCAUGAAUAAUUUAAAGAAUUAAAGGGUAACACUUUAGAAUAAGGUUGUAUUUGUUAACAUUAACUAAAUAUGAACAGUACUUUAACAGCAGUUAUUAAUCUUGAUUAAUGUUCAUUUGAACAUAAGUUUUUUGGCAUAAUGUUGAAUCAUUUCAACCUGUCCCUCCUUUUUCUUAAAAAAAAAAAAAGCAAUAAUUGUGGUUCCAGUGAGGUACUUACAGUGGAAGUGAAUGGGGGCCAAUUUUUGGAGGGUUUAAAGGCAGACUUGUGAAGCUUAUCAUUUUAUAAAAGCACUAACAUUAAUUCUCCUGUUAAAACUUGUGUAUUAUUUGAGCUUGUUUAAUUUGUAUUUUUUACAGUCAUUUUAGGGUUUACGCUGUAACGCCAUCAUGGCAAUUAUAUAACUUUACACAGAAAAGGUUAAUAAGUGAUUUGAUCACGCUAAAAUCAUGUUAACACAUAUUGUUUACAUCUUGUGGUUAUACUUUUGAAACAGUGAGUAUAUUAACGUUUACGGAUUGGCCCUCAUUCACUUCCAUUGUAAGAGCUUCACUGGAACCUCAAUUUCUUUUAACUCUUUUCCCGCCAAACACGGAAUUUUCCGGGUUUUAUGAAAAAACGCUUCCCCGCUAAACACAGAAUUUUCCGGGUAUCCGUGUUUUAGGUGGUAUACGGUAAGGAAGACCCACGCGCAAGUUUUGAAAGAGUACGCAACUCUUUGAUCAAAGAAACAGACUGCGAUCGUCUCAAACGUGAAGUGGAACACCAUACUAAUACUAAAGCACUUGUUUGAUAAAAAUGCCUUUUUCUCAGCUUUUUGUCCGAAAUGUUGUUUUUGACAAAACCUACCUCUGUUCAAGUGGCAAUAAAAAAAGAACAAAUGAAGAUAAAAUAAAAUCGUUUUUUUUUUUUGCCUAAAAGCAGAGGCUCAGAUCUUUAUUCUGAUAUAUAGCAUCUUCAUAUAUUCAUGGCAGAAAAUAUUCUGCGGGCCAUUAAAGUGUAGCGAAAAUCGUCAAAAACCCUGGCGGUGGCUGGCAACUUUUUUAAAAACGCUGGCGGGGAAAGAGUUAAAAGAAAACGAGGGAAAAGUCCAAAUUUAUUUAAUUGGUAAUUAACAUCAUACCACAAAUGCUGUGGAUUGAGUUAACUUGUAUUGAACCCAGAAUAUUCCUUUAAAAGUAUUUUCUAACCUAGAUAAAAUCAGCUGAAAGUCGUUUUAAAGGCGUAAUAAAUAAUUAGAUGUAAUAAUAUCAUUUUAAAAGGCUACAAAGACAAACAUUUUUCUUUGGAAUAACAUGCACUGACAUAUAUCUUCACUGAAUUUUUUUUUUUUUUGUCUUGUGUUGGGCAAAGUGAAGAUGAACUAACAAUAAACAAGACUUUAACAGCACUUAUUAAUCUUGGUUAAUGUUAAAGCUAAAACGUAAACCAUUUUUUUAAUACAUUACAUUAACAUUAGUUAAUGCAUUAUGAAUUAACAUGAACUAGCAAUGAACAGUUGUGUUUUUAUAAAUUAACAUUAAACAAGUUUAAUAAAUGCUGUCUAAAAUAUUGUACAUUGUUAGAUCUUGAUA